Messenger RNA from Mesocestoides corti, 1008 nucleotides. The record is from the annotation of a GenBank genome assembly. Lineage: Eukaryota; Metazoa; Platyhelminthes; Cestoda; Cyclophyllidea; Mesocestoididae.
AUGUCAAAUACGCUAGCAGAUUUACGUGGCUUCGUCUGCCUUGUGACUGGCGCAAGCAGGGGAAUAGGCCGUGGAAUCGCGGUGGGACUAGGCGAAUGUGGGGCUACAGUGUAUAUCACGGCUCGCACUCUCAGACCCAAAGGUGAAUCUGGAGACAGCGCAGCGCCUGGAAGCCUUGAAGAAACUGCUUCUGAAAUAACUGCUCGAGGUGGUGUGGCGAUUCCUGUUGUCGUGGAUCACUCCGAUGACGCUCAAGUUACGGAACUCUUCGCGCGUAUUCGGCGCGAACAAAGAGGCCGUCUUGAUAUUUUAGUGAACAAUGUCUACGCAGGCGUUGAUACUCUCGCAUCUCCACCGACGAAAAAUCGAAAGUACUGGCACAUGUCUGACGAUGAGACACCCGCUUCUCUUUGGGAUGCCGUCAACGGAGUUGGCCUCCGCAACCACUACAUCUGUUCCGCUCUUGCUACUCGCAUGAUGCUGGAAUACCGCGACGAGUUGGAAGACGGUGAUGAUAAAAAGGCACCUAAAAAGGAGCCUCGUCCAGGCAUAAUUUUCAACAUUUCUUCAAUCGGAGGUCUGCGUUACGCUUUUGCUGCUGUUUAUGGCAUCGGCAAGUCAAUUCCCUGCAAAUGCGCCGUUGACCGGAUGUCUUCUGAUUUGUCGACCGAAUUGGAGUCUUGCGGGAAGAGCGUCUCCGUGAUGUCAAUUUGGCCUGGUAUUGUGCGAACAGAACUGUUGAUGAAGUACGCUAAGAAGGCCGGUGACGCCUUCCCCUUCGACGUCAACACUCACUCCGAAUCACCGGAGUUCACAGGUCGCGUGUUGGCGGAAAUCGCGAAGGAAUCGCGGGCCGAUAUAAUGUCGCGUUCUGGUCGCGUGUUCGUCGUAGCCGACGUUGCUUCCUCGAAGGGCAUCACGGACAUCGAUGGACGCUCGCCGUUGAGUUUUCGUUCAUACAAGUAUGUCCUGUCGGCUUUCAACUGGGUGUCUUUGAAUAUCGAUUAG